Messenger RNA from Athalia rosae (coleseed sawfly), 7797 nucleotides. RefSeq lists its product as uncharacterized. Lineage: Eukaryota; Metazoa; Arthropoda; Insecta; Hymenoptera; Athaliidae. The record is from RefSeq and is a predicted model, not a curated record. Bases 5558 to 6934 code for a protein of 458 amino acids. The transcript has 3 exons.
UUGCCCGUGUCGCGCUGUGAAUUUAACUGUGCCCGUUGCUGUGCCGAACAAUACCGAAAUCUGAAUCUCGUCAUAAUCAACCAAAGAAUUCCGCCUCAUUUACUUGAUUAACGCCGCUGAAUUAAACGCAUAACAAAUGUUGAUACGUUGUAUCAAAGUCAGUAGAAGUCGCGAGGUACAGCGCGCCUCUACGUGGAUGCUGAUUGGCCCACUCAAUAGAAGUGGGGGAGCUGGUACAGAUUACGAGCGCUUGCCCGAUAACGCCAUUUCUACGUCCGCGGAACUUCGAAUCGUGUGGUUAAUCUCCGUGUAACUCGCUGUGAAUUUAACUGUGUACGUGAUAAUAACGCAUUCUGAAUCUUGAAGUAAUCAAUCGAGUAUUCCUACCUGAUUCACGGGUAUAAUACCGCUAAAUUAAACGCAUUAAAAAUGGUGAUACGUCGUAUCAAAGUCAGUGGAAGUCUCAAGAUCCAGCGCGCCACUGGUUGGUAUAGCGUCGUCGGCCAUGUGUGGUAUAAAUAUAGAGCGUUUGGCGGCAACGCCAUUUCUACGUCGAACUUCGAUCGUAUAGUUGUUCUCCGUAUCCCGCUGUGAAUUUGACUGUCCCUAAUAAUAUCAAAUUUUGAAUCUUGUCAUAAUCAACCAAAAGAUCUUGCUUAAUUCACGUGUCUCACGCCGCCGAAUUAAACGCAUUAAAAAUGGCGAUACGUAGUAGCAGUCGGUGGAGGUCGCUUGAUCGACGCAUCCCCUGAUUGGCCCGCUUAGUAGCUGUAAAUACGCCAUUUCUACAUCAAACUUCAGAUUAACUGCUUUGUCUCCUCUAAAUUCGUCGCUAAUUCAAAUAAUACGUUGUAAUAUUGGAUCCUAAAACAAGUGACGAUCGGCCGUACAAUGACUCUAACAAUCUUAACUCAUCUGAGGGUAUAAUUGGCUCGAUAGAACGUAUAAUGAUGGUGAUACCGGUGAUACUGGACGCAACAAGUCGAAGCCGGUAGCCGUUGUGAAUAAUUUUUGAAUUCUUGCCGCAACUAGAGCUCCUCCGCGGUAGAUUUGAAGUGCAUAAUCGGUGCAUACAAAUAUUUGGGAGCAUUCGUACCGGAUCUCCGCUCUUCUUAACACGUAAGAUCAUAAUGUUAUUGCUGGCUGAUCAUCAACCAUCCACCUAAAGUGAAAAAUCUCGCAUCGUUCUUCGUGGGUGUAUCGCAUCAACUUUACAUCGUACCAGACCUACUACAUUCAACCUACAACGUUUCAACCUACUACAUAGCUAUAGCCAUCAGGGAGGCUGAGACAUCCGGGUAAAAUCCAAGACCCCCGAGACCUGGGAACCGGCUCGGGUCCGGUCUUGGUGCUGGCAGCGAUGGUGAGUCCCAGCACUCAAAGUUUCUCGACUUCUUUGCCAGCUCACACGAUGGUGAACGCUGGCAUCGGGUCGUUGUAUUUUAUAUUGUGUCAUUCCUCUGAUCCCUUUUUGUUACAUGGCGUGGCGGUACCCUGAAUUUCAAUUUUAUUAGAUCAGGUAAUUGUAGGGUUGGUUGCUGUUGAGCAUAGCGCACCUGCACCCUGUAGCGUCAGACAUAUAAAACUCUUCCUUGAAAUUAAUCAGUCAAAAAACCAAUGAAUGAUUGAGUCAGUCAGUCAGUUUAUUAAUUAGUCAAUCGGUUAUUUGAGCAAUCAGUUAACCAUUAGUUCAUCAAAUGUGAACUAUUCAAAUAAAUCACAUCUUUGAUAAAUUCAAUUGCAAGAGUGUGCAGCUCAUAGGCAACGGUACAGACCGUCGUUCAAUCGACUCAAGUAUUUUUUGAUUUUUAUAUAAUUUUCGGUGAUCGAUCUCGUUUGCGUCGAUCACUGAUCGGUAAAAAAAUUUUGUUGUGCGAAUGAUGGUCUUACCAUAGGUUCAGCUUUUUCAGGUACACCAGGAAUUGAAUUGGAUAGCUCUCGCGAAAAAUCAGAAUCCAUCUAGACUCAAUUUAACGGUCAGCCAUCAGCUGAACCAAUUUUGAAUUUAAUCUCUAAAUUUUUGAUUCAUUUGCAUGCUUGAUAUUUCAAUUUAUCUAACUCAAUUUGAAUCAGAGUUGAACCCGUCUUUAGGUACCCACAUAUAAGUAAAUUCACUAGAACUAUAACAGGAUGUCUAAUGAUUAUAGGAAUUUUCUUCCCUUACACACAAUUUUCAGCCCUGAACUUCUUCUUACUUGAUGAAUAGAUGUGAGAUUAAUUAAAUUCAUUAUUCUACUGAUGAUAUUUCUCAAUCAAUUCUAUUGAAUUUAUGAUUAUAUCAAAUAAUUUCAAUUGUCAAGAGUGAAUUUACUAAAUUCAUUCAAAGAUCAUAGAUGUUUUUCAAAUUUCGCACCGAUAACAAACAAACUUUUCUCAAAAUUUGAAUAAAUCACGGCUUCGGCCGGGGCGUGGGCAGCCUUUAUAUUCCUAUGAACACAACAGGUCUACAGUAAGUUUUUUGAACGAGAUACCACGGCAAUGAAUGUGAGAUGUGAGUGAGAUCGAAUUCUCGGUGCGCCGGCGCAAGUAUGAAUCGGGGUUUUCGUCAGUAAAAUCAUUUCUUGGAUAAAUAUAGGUGAAAGGCAGGUAUAGGUAAAUUCAUGAAUCGCGAAGGCAUGUAUAUGCAGUGUGUGUGCAACUAAUAGUUUUAACCGUAGGGUGGGAUGUGGGCUGACCAAAGUGGGUAGGCAAGAAAUCGGAAGUGUAACUUUUCUUUCCACAGCGAUUCCAAGUGAUCAAUUGAGUAGAAUUCAUCAAAUUGCGUUAGCUAAUUUUCUACAACAUUUUAUUCGACAUUUUCCUAAUAAUUCUUUUCGUGUAGUCUUUUAGAUCUCUUUUCUGAGAUCUGAUAGAUACUUUUCCUUCCCAACCAAACAAUUCCAAUUAGACUGACUUUUUAUCUUCCCUGUAAUAUUUGCGGUCACUUGGAAUGGGCAAAAUGCGUCCGCCUUGCUCUCCGUACCAGCCGUGGUGCAUGGAAGUGAGGUGGACGUUGAGCUCGAAGACUUCGCGUCGAAGAGGAUCGCCGACCGCCACGCCAAAAAUUUGUAAACCUAUCCCCUUUCCUCUCCCCAAUGCUAAUUGGAAUAGGAGGAUGCGAUUAAAAAUUGCAUUUCUUCGAUUUCCAUUAGCAUAAAUAUUCCGAAUCUGACGCUGCUCGCGCGUGCAUAGCGCGAGGAGGAGGAGUCGUGUGAUCUAUGUUUGUUGUAUUUCUGUUUGUGCCGUCCUCAGGGGUCCUAAGAAAUGUUUUAAAACAUAAAACUAGCGUGACUUGCCAUCUUGCAAGGCGCUUUAAAAACUUGACUGAUAUUGGCGAUGGGAACAUGUAUUGAGAGAUUUUCUUUCAGGAAUUUAAAGUGCAAUAAAAACCCAAGUUUCGUCGCUGCUGUUCGUAUGCGCGCGGACUUGGCGCUUAAAACAUGCAUUGCAACGCUUUAUGCGUUAUAAACCAGAAAACCGAAACAUUGUAAGGAAUCAAGUACCUACUAUCGCACCUUUUUGUUCGUGGUACUUGACUUCCUCGCGAUUAUCUUUAAGCUACUAAUCCAAAUUUUAAUCCAAAUCCAAGGACGAUGGCCCCCAUUGUUGUGUCUAAGAGAUCUCGUUUUCGUAAAAUUGAUUCUCUACGAACUUAUUUAUGGUUCGGAGUAUUUUUCUGAAUUAUCUGUGAAAACUUUUCUGUUAUUUCAGGAGUGAAAUCAAUCGUUUAUUAUCUACAUAUUUAAAACAAUCCUAUAUUUUCCUGGCAUCCCAAAAGGUAAAUGCGAAAAUGAUUUCCCUGGUUGUGACCGGUUAAUUUAUCUAUGUUAUCAACGGUGAUCGGUAUGCACCCCUAAGUCAGAGGUGGUUCUCAGGUGCUAUUAGUUUAACAAACUGGUUUAUGGGUCCAGUGAGAGGGCGUAAGGCAGUAUUUUAACAAAUCUCGCGAGAUGAGUUGAAUUGAAUAUGAUUCAAAUUGAGACGGUGCAUAUCGGCGCUGAUGUAGUUGGAAACACCGACACACAGAGUCGGUAAAAUGUCCCACCGGGCUUUCGUGCAGCGCAGAUAUGGAGGGUUCUACCCCUCUAUGGUCUACCCUCCAUAAGCGCAGAGCUUUACAGUAGCGCUACCUUUAAAUGCCACAUAAUUAUACUUGCCAACUGAUGAUAAAAUAUCAACGUGAAUAUAGGCCACAAAAUUUAUCAAUAUACUGUCGAUCAUUUCCCCAUUACUGUUCUUGUAAAAAAUUUCAACAUUAAACAAAUAGAGAUUUGAUUAUCGGAAUUUACUCUACGUAGGUGGGAUUUUUUAAUCGUUGAAUUACAUUAGAAUAUAGCCAUACAGCCAUACGAAUAAUUCGACAUUUUUUAACCCAAUCGAAAAGAACCGAAGGUUCGGAAUUCUUUCGAUUUUUCGCGCCAAAAAUUGAAUAUAUCUGAAAUCGGUCAUUCUGACUUCGGCAAUAUAAAUCUGCCAACCCAAUUAACUUACCCAGUUACAAGCUUUCACCUUUGCUUUGUUCAGAAUUUUUUCUUCGAAUUGCUAUCGUAUCUUAGGACUAAUUACAAAAAUCCUGUGUUGGUGUAGUCAAUUAAUCUGACCAGGAAAGUAUCUGCACUGCACUAUAAACGCUUUAAAAUAAUAAUUACAUUCGGCUUUUCAUUGAUUCACCGGAUGCUAUUUAUAGAAAGAUCGUGAUGUCUGUAGUUGAUACCAAGAAAGAUAUCCGACCGAUAUGUAUUUAAAACUUGAAAUUCGUCCGACUAUGGCAGUAGGACACGGCGGUAAUAAUCGAUACAUAUCCUAAUAUUAGCACAGCACGCAUUUGAAAGCUAAUCAUUAACCUAGUUAUUUUACCUGCAAAUAUCUUGUUCCGCAUAUCGCAGUCUAGAUAUACAUUAGUCUAAACAAAGCGCAAUUCCAUCAUAUCAUUUGUAUUUUAGAAUAGCAUCUACUCCUCAUGUCAAUCUAACUAGUACUGGAAACCGUCGUCUUAUAUCUUGUGCAUCGUCUUACGUUUGCAUCUUUGAAUGGAACUUGAUUUUCUUCGAAAAAUUACUUCUUUCUCAAUCUGAGAAAAUUGGAGUGUAUCUGACAUCCGCGAGGGUCUGUAUCUGAUUAUAUUGAGCUAUUCCGUUGUCAAGCAGGUAAACAUUCCGUUACUCGGCUAUCCUCGGGACUAGGCGGUUCAGACCUAGUCCAACACUCUUCGAAUUCAGUCGAUUACCGAAGUAACAUUUAGUCGGUGCAGCUCCGAUUAGCUUCGCAUAAUAAGGCAAACUGUCCACUAUGACGUCGUUAAAAUUUUGCCACUCUCAAACUGCCCCUGACAUGCUAAAAAUCAGCUGGCCUAGUAAUAUCGUAAAAUCAAAAUGUGUACAAAUGUUUACGUAAAUUUAUUACUCUAAAAUUAUGUUCGGGAAUAAACUUCAUGGGCUUCAAAAUUUUAUUGGCCUCAUCAAUUGUACUCUCUCGGUCAUCCGCCGUACCUAUUUCGUACAACAAAAUUUUCAGAAUCAUAAUUUUAUCGGAGUGAAAAUUACUCAAUCCAGAACAAUAUCCGCCAUAAUAUACUCGGAUGGAACGACGUAUUCAAAAUGGCAUGGAAGAACAUCGAGAAUGUGGUUUGUACUGUCCAGGAAGUUUUACUGAACCCGAGUUUCGUCCACCCGAAGGAUUCAACAUUCCCACAUACGUCGCAGGAAACCUGAAGGUUCGCCCGUCACUUCCAAAAACUAUGGGUUCACGUUCACUUCGAUCCCCAAAGAUUCAACACACGCACCGUCCUAUAGAGAUGCCAACUUGUCGCGAUAAUUUCGCGAUCGCGCGAAAAUUCCACACGGAAAACCUGGAGCAUCAACCGCUCCCGGACCGCGUCGACGACCGUGUAUUUAUGAAUGGGAAUUUCGGGCGAGCCAAAUCUUGCGGCUCUUUACCCUCCUGUAAAUCAUAUAGGAAGUAUCAAGAGAUUACGCCAAAGGUCUUCCAGAGGCGACCGCGAAUCCAGACCGUCACACAGCUCUACGGUCCAGUACUCGGCUGCAAAGUACCGGAAACAAGAAUGGAUCUAGCCAUCUGUUGGGAUACCCCGGUGGACCCAUCUUAUGAACCUAGAAAACCAGUUCAUAUAGACGGAAGCGACGGCGGACCGGCUCCCGGAAUUUUCACCCUCGUUCAGCACCCACCGGGCGUUUCGGCAUCAGAUUUUUAUUCGCCAGACUUUUCCAGGCCCAGAGCGGCAUCCGCCGAUCCAGGGAAAUUCGAACGCCUUGUCAAAGCUAAGCCCCACCCUACAGAAAGGCAUAAUUGUAGGACGCCGUGUCCCGAAGUUUGCGUUAAUUCGCAUGAAAAGCUAUCCGUUGAUGGUAGAAGUUGGCCCGAAGAAGAUGAUCCAAUGGUUCGCGGUAGAUUAAACGUUCUGACGGGAUACAAAACGGAAGCCGAGGAAGAGGAUGACGUAGCUAAAGCUAAGAAUCUGUUGGGAGAAUCGACGAAGUGCCACCUGUGCAAGGGAUUCGGUGAAAUUCGAAUAUCCGAGGCUGAUCAAGAGCUGGCAAAACGAUACACCAGUUCGCCGAAACAUCAAAGUAGAGACAGACGGAAGCACGUUGCUUAUCUUAGAAACUGCACCGCUUGCGAACAGAGAAAGAAAGAUGAGGAAAAAGACGCAUCUCGGCAUAAACAGAGACUCGCUCUCCACUCGGCCGCGCCCAGACUCACUCACGACGAUCCCAAGAGGAACGGUCUUCCAAAGUCUUUGAACGUACCACGACCUAGGACUCCGUUUGCCAGGCGCUCGUUUUGCAUCGAUACACUCACCCCCCCGUUCAGCGUAGUCAAGGGAUGUAGAGAUGCCGAUUACCCCGAACAUUGGAGGCUCACUUCGGUUUACCAGCAGUCUUACAGACCGCCGCGAAAUCACAAAACCACUACGCUCUCGCGGAUGAAAAGAUAGGGGAGAAGGAGUUGUUGAAAAAUUAUUACCAAAUAGUAUAGAUAUUGUAGAGAUGGCGAAUCGUAACUCGUUCUGAUAAAGGUAGUUCCAGUUUUUAUUAUUUUCUUUUCUCGUAGAUUUUGAAUUAUGCUGAUGAAUGUUCUCGGGUAUGUUACCUUCUAGACGGUAAAGCUCCCCUAAAAAUAACGUCUUCUCGAGUCUUUGUAGAACCAGUUUUUGCAGGGAAUUCAUAAGGUUCGGGUAACGCUCUAUUGCCUGCUGGAAAUCUUCACGUGUCAAAACGUACAGUUCACAUAUCUCGGCCGCUACCACACUCGCUACCCGCUGUUCGUUUUCCAUUAUCAAAGCUAUCUCGCCGAAGUGCGCGCCGUCCUCAAGAUGGCAAACCUUGCAGUAAAAGGAAACUUGCAAAUAUGUACAACGUACGAUGCAGUCACAGCAUUCAGAUUAUGCAUCCUGGUUACGAACCUCUUUUCCUAAACUUGUGUAUAUAGCGACGGUUCCAGAAGCAAUAAAAUACAUACUAUCACCCGUUGUACCUGCUUUUAUUAUUACGUCGUUCGUAAGAAAUAUUUCUGUGCGCAGCGACAUCGCGAUACGUGACACUACCGAUUCUGGUAGGCAUUUGAAAAACGUGACUUUUUCAACCAACUUUCGAGAACGGUGGAGCAUCAAUUCCUGAGUAAAAAAAACAUUUAUCAUAUCGGAUUCAUCUGCAAUUUAUUACUGGAUGAAAAUAUAAAAAAAGGAAAACUUCCGGGUUAUCGGAAAAUCAUAAAUCAUUUACUUCUCUCAGUCGCACGGACACGAGGCUCAUGAUACUUUUUUCAAGAUCGAUACUUUGCUGGAUGCAAUAUCCGUAG